AAGCUUUUGAGAAAACACUCUUGGCUCUUCCAGCUAGUCUCAUUGGUCUAGUUCUACAUUUUUUUCGUUGAAAAGAUUUAGUGCAAGUUGUCUUUGGAUAAAACUCUACAAUUUUAAAUAUUCUGAAACACUUUUGGAUUGCGAACUUAACUUCGUUCAGAGAUGGCGUGGCGCCGCUGUGUGUGUUUGAUCUUCUUCGGCCUGGUCGGUGGAUUUCUAGUGGAGAACACCGACGAUUGGAAAAAUUAUCCGUUCUGGAACACAAGCCUGACCUGGGAGCAGAGAGUGGAUGACCUAGUGUCAAGGUUGACCCUUGAGGAAAUCCAGUUUCAGCUAGCCAGAGGAGGCACCGAAGAAUUUGGUAGUCCAGCACCAGCAAUACCAAGACUAGGUAUUGGACCGUAUGCAUGGGACUCUGAAUGUCUUCAUGGAGCAGCAAGAGAGGAAGGGAACGCCACUGCUUUCCCUCAAGCCAUCGGACUCGCUGCAACAUUCAGUCCGUCUCUCAUUGAGAGAAUGGCUGCAGCUACAGGUCAAGAAGUUCGAGGCAAGCACAAUGAUUUCGUCAAGAAUGGUAUUUUUAAGACUCACACUGGCGCCAGCUGCUUCAGUCCUGUCAUUAACGUGGUCAGAGACGCGCGUUGGGGAAGAAAUCAGGAGACUUAUGGUGAAGAUCCAUUUAUGAGUGGAAAGUUGUCACAAAGUUAUGUCAAAGGAUUACAUGGCUAUGACUCACGUUACAUCCAGGCCAGUUCCGGUUGUAAACAUUUCGAUGCCUACAGUGGCCCAGAAAAUAUUCCAGUGACAAGCAUAUCAUUCGAUGCUCAGGUAUCAGAGCGAGACUGGAGAAUGACAUAUUUGCCAGCAUUCAAAGCUUGCGUGGCUGCUGGUACUGACAGUUUGAUGUGUAGCUAUAACAGCAUUAACGGCGUUCCGGCCUGUGCUAACAAGAAGUUGCUGACCGAUAUCUUAAGGACGGAGUGGGGAUUCAAGGGAUACGUCAUCAGUGACCAGGGAGCCAUCGAGUUCAUCCAGGAAUAUCACAAUUACACCAGCAGUCUAAUGGAUACAGCCGUAGCAGCCCUGAGCGCUGGUUGCAACUUGGAGCUUUCAAAUAAUCUUCUAAAUCCAGAUUACUUGUACAUAGUGGAUGCUGUUCAUCAGGGAAAGCUUACCGAAGCUCUAGUCAGAGAGAGGGUUAAGCCCCUUUUCUACACCAGAAUGAGGCUGGGUGAGUUUGACCCACCAGACAACAACCCUUUUGCCAAACUGGACAGCAGUGUUGCUGAAUCUCCUGAACACCAAGCGCUGGCCCUGGAGGCUGCCAUGAAAUCUUUUGUUCUGUUGAAGAACAGAAAUAACUUUCUACCUCUUCAGCAGGGAACUUUUAACAAAGUAGCUAUUCUCGGUCCGAUGGCUAACAAUAGCAGACAAUUGUUUGGAGACUACAGUGCCAACACUGACCCGAGUUUUGUCAAGAAUCCACUGGAAGGAUUAAAGGAGAUAUUUCCCAACGCUGUCUAUGAAAACGUCUGCGAAGAUGGGAACAAGUGCAAACAGUACAGACCAGACCUGGUCAUCCAAGCUGUGGCCAAUGUCGACCUCGUGUUGGUGGUGCUUGGGACAGGAACUGAUGUUGAAAUGGAAGGUAAUGAUAGGCCUGACCUCGAACUUCCAGGUCAUCAAAAAGAUUUGUUGCUGGAUGUCCUACAGAACAGUGGCAAUGCCCCAGUGAUUCUCCUUCUGUUUAGUGCUGGCCCACUGAACAUCUCCAUGUUUGAUGAACACGAUCGAGUGCCCGCCAUUAUUGAAUGUUUUCUUCCUGGCCAAGCCACAGGAGUUGCUGUGAAAAAUAUUUUAACCAACACUGGCCCAUUUGGUUCACCAGCGGGCAGGGUGCCGAUUACCUGGCCAUAUCGUGCUGAACAGCUGCCGAAUAUGGUGAACUAUUCCAUGGAGGGAAGAACCUACCGCUACCUCAGGUCUGAUCCUCUGUAUCCAUUUGGCUACGGCUUAUCAUACACACAGUUCCAGUACACACUGUUGUCGUAUCCUUUAAUUGUCAAAGUCAACGAAUCGUUGGAUAUCAGCUUUCAAGUGACCAACACUGGGAGUGUGGAGUCAGACGAGGUUGUUCAAUGCUAUAUUAGCUGGGGGGACUCUUCCCUACCCGUGCCUGUAAGACAAUUGGCAUACUUUGACCGCAUUCACUUAAAACCUGGAGAGACCACCAAAGUACAGGCGACAAUCCAAGGAGACAUAAUGGCAUAUUGGGACGACAACUCAUGGAAAAUACAAACAGGAGUCAUGACCUUGUAUUGUGGAGGUCAACAGCCCUUCCAGAAGAAAUCUGCUCCCUCCAAUGUACUGUCUGGUACAUUUCUGAUAUCGAAUAGCUUUUAAGUUUCUCUGAAUUACUGUGUGUGUAUGUGUGUUGUAAGCCGUAGCGCUGUGUAUCUUAAUGUGAGAAAGUAAAUAAACUUUUUGAUUACUUUAGAACAUGGCUGCGUGGCUGACAAUUCACUUCCUGCUUUUUGUGUGUCAUUCUGUUAAGAGUGGGAGGAGCUUUAUAAAAGUCGUUUGGUGUAGAUUGGGCGGAGCUUAUUUUACUUUUAAGCUCUACGCUUGUUCACGCACCAUUGCUAAAUAUGUAUGUAUAUACCUGCUUUUCCUUUCAGACAAAACCCUAACCAAUAUAAAACAAAUCUAUUCUGGCUUAUAAUAACAAUAAUGCAAAGUUAAUAAAAGCAGUACUCAAAUA
Molecule: messenger RNA, 2761 nt
Organism: Biomphalaria glabrata
Lineage: Eukaryota; Metazoa; Mollusca; Gastropoda; Planorbidae
Exons: 14
Coding region: 163-2403 (746 amino acids)
Biological process (GO): xylan catabolic process; arabinan catabolic process
Cellular component (GO): plant-type cell wall
Molecular function (GO): alpha-L-arabinofuranosidase activity; xylan 1,4-beta-xylosidase activity
Source: RefSeq, a predicted model, not a curated record